CGGCGGCCUCUGCGCAUNUCCCACCGGCGCCGCCCCCGGCCUGGCGGCGAACCGCCCGCAGUCGGUGCCCUGGUCCCGUCCAGCGUCUCCCUGUCGUCCUCCCCGUCGGCCCCGCGAUGCCGGUGGAUCUCAGCAAGUGGUCGGGGUCCUUGAGCCUGCAGGAGGUGGAGGAGAGGCCGCAGCACCCGCUGCAGGUCAAGUACUCCGGGGCGGAGAUCGACGAGCUGGGCAAGGUGCUGACGCCCACCCAGGUCAAGAACCGGCCCACCAGUAUUACAUGGGAUGGCCUUGAUCCAAGUAAACUAUACACCUUGGUCUUGACAGACCCGGAUGCUCCAAGCAGAAAGGACCCCAAAUAUAGGGAAUGGCACCAUUUCCUCGUGGUCAACAUGAAGGGCAACGACAUCAGCAGUGGCACAGUCCUCUCCGAUUAUGUGGGCUCUGGGCCUCCUAAAGGCACAGGCCUUCACCGCUACGUCUGGCUGGUUUACGAGCAGGACAAGCCGCUGAAGUGUGACGAGCCCAUUCUCAGCAACCGAUCUGGAGACAACCGUGGCAAAUUCAAGGUGGCGGCUUUCCGCAAAAAGUACCAGCUUGGGUCCCCAGUGGCUGGCACGUGUUACCAGGCCGAAUGGGACGACUAUGUGCCCAAGCUCUAUGAGCAGCUGUCUGGGAAGUAGGGGAAAGCCAGGAGACAGACAUCGCCCCGGGGGCCCCAGCCAGUGUUCUCAAGUUCCGCGAUGCAUGUAGAUCUCUCCUCUUCCCUGUCCCCAUUCCCAAGGGCGAGACCUGAGAGAUAGUGGUGUAGGGUGCCUUUUCCUUCUGUUUACCCUUUAUGAUUGUACAGGGUUAAAUACCCUCGUUUAUGUUUUGAUCAACUUUGAACUCCAUUUUGGGGGCUAUUUCGGUACUGUGAUGGUCAUCAGAUUGUUAACAUAAGGACAGCAACCCAGAAUUUAAAGGAGAAAAAAUUUAGGUAAGAAGAACAAGUCUACAGUAAUAGUGUAGACUCAUUGCCUCUGCGUUUGUGAACCCGAAUCCAGAACUGUGCAUGGUGGCAUAUUCUGGGAUGUGUUUUCACAGCCCUGCCUCUCACCAGACAACCAGAGGCUGGCAUAUCCACUAAGCCCCAGUAUGGUACAUCUCAGAUUGGUUACUAGGUGGCAGUAUCCUGUUCUCGCUCCUUUGAAGAGCAGUACUGGAAAAACCAAUAGGGAGAGUCACUUUCCUGUGGAGGCACAGCCGUCUAGAUGAGCUGCAGGGCUGAGUGAGUGGUUAUCAGAAAUCUGUUAGUCUGUACCUGUUAAACUGAUCACCCUUCAUUGGUGUAACAGAAGCCGGAGUUGCUGAAUGUUGUGUUAAUUCUGUUUGCUUAUAGUUGAAUAAAAAUAAAAAACAUUGUAUGAACAAA
This is a messenger RNA of Miniopterus natalensis, 1411 nucleotides long. RefSeq names its product phosphatidylethanolamine binding protein 1 (gene PEBP1). Gene Ontology annotation, biological process: negative regulation of MAPK cascade. NCBI's taxonomy places the organism in Eukaryota, Metazoa, Chordata, Mammalia, Chiroptera, Miniopteridae. The record is from RefSeq and is a predicted model, not a curated record.